Guillardia theta CCMP2712 is the source of this 651-nucleotide messenger RNA. RefSeq lists its product as hypothetical. NCBI's taxonomy places the organism in Eukaryota, Cryptophyceae, Pyrenomonadales, Geminigeraceae. The annotation marks the transcript as partial. The record is from RefSeq and is a predicted model, not a curated record. The transcript is spliced from 5 exons.
CAUGGGAGGUCAUUGGCAUGAUUCGCGCGCUGGUACACAAAACCAGGGAAACCACAUCGGCGACAGGCCGUGCGUCCGACAGUCCAAGCUGUACCGCAAGUAUGAGAGUGGAAAUUCGAUCAAGGACCUUCUCGGCCAGGGAUCGUUGAAGUGGGAUGAAAACAGGAAGCAAGGAGCGUACAGCGGCAAGGUCUAUGAUCACAACAAGGCAGACCACUCCUUGGCAGCGAAGACACGCGAGCGAACAGUGCAAGACAACCAGGAGGCGAUAAAGAUGGCAGAGGAAGCUCAGAGGAGGAUGCCUGCGUACCCCCUGGCCCCUCAGUACAUGGAGGAGGAAGCGCCUGCGGUGCGGCUAGUCCCGUCCAACCCAAGGAGGGUCUCGAACAAGUUCUCCUUCAUCAACGAGGGGAUGGGUGACGACGGGAGCUUCGAUCACGCUUUCGGGCGCACGACGGCCCCAUCGGUCCUCCAGACGCGGCCAUGGUAGGUGUCUAGUCCUCGACGAGCAGGAUGACUUGUCUUGAUGCCCUUGGCGUGCUCUCGCGGGAGAGCUUUUCAACACACCCCAGUUUUUUUCAGCAUCAUGUACACUAAGCGAGUUACUUAUGAGUUACAAUCCCUUCUCAACUACACCGCUCUUUGGCCUCU